AUCUUAUAGAACUUACAAAAUUAUGAUAAAUAAGAGUUAUGCCAAAAUGUAAAAUUACAAAAUCGAGAGGCCCUUUUACUCAGAAUCAGGCUAGGAGGAAUUGAUGGCCACAUUCUCAUCAUCUCACUCUUAUCUUCACCUCUUUCAUCCUUUUUCUUUAAGUUUUUUUAAAUAAAUAAAGUUUUUUUAUUACAAAAAUUUAGCAGGAUAUUAAAGCUCAUUAAUUAUUAUUUUCUAAAACAGUACUCGUAAUUUCACACUACAAUUUACCCAAAUCCUUUCUCCUCUUCUCGCCACCUGAAACCGGGCAUGUCUCUUUGAUAUCCAAGAAAGAUCCCAUAAGCCAAAAAAAAAGCACAAAAAUAGCAUCAAGAAGAAACACAGAGAGAGAGAGAGAGAUGGAUUUUGAGGAGCAAGCGGAGGAGAUGGAGAUGUCCGGUGUUCCGCACGGCGGAUAUGACUCACUGAGCAACUCCUCCUCCGGCAGGCCGAGGAUGGCCGGCGAAGGAGCCACCUCCUCCGGUGGCGGCGCCGUGAGGUACAGAGAGUGUCUAAAGAACCACGCCGUGAGCAUCGGCGGCCACGCCGUCGACGGAUGCGGAGAGUUCAUGCCCUCUGGCGAAGAGGGCACCCUCGAAUCGCUAAAGUGCGCAGCUUGCGGCUGCCACCGCAACUUCCACCGCAAGGAAACCGACACAACUGCAAACGCAACCGCAAACGCAAACGCCGUUUUCCACCACCAGUUUCCUCCAUACUACCGCCCCCCGCCGCCGGGCUACCUUCAUCACCCUCACCGUCCGUUUGCUCUCCCUCCGGUGUCCGUUGCGGCGGCGGAUGAGGAUGACGCGUCAAACCCUAGCAGCAGCGGCGGCGGCGGCGGAGGGACGUCGAGGAAAAGGUUUAGGACCAAAUUUACGGCGGAGCAGAAGGAGAAGAUGUUGUGGUUCGCUGAGAAGUUGGGAUGGAGGAUUCAGAGACACGACGAUGCUGCGGUUGAGCAGUUUUGCGCCGAGACCGGAGUCAAGAGAAAUGUUCUUAAGAUAUGGAUGCAUAAUAACAAGAACACUCUUGGUAAGAAACCCUAAUUCUCUCUCUCUCUCUCGAUCUUGGUGUUCUUGAUCAUAUGUUCUUGAAUCAGAGUUCUGUCAAGAGCUCUACUAGUUUUUUUUUAACUUUUUGUUUUAUGCAUUUUCUUUUUUAAUCUAUUGAGCCUUUUGUUUUGAGUUCU
Messenger RNA from Tarenaya hassleriana, 1228 nucleotides. Its product is annotated as zinc-finger homeodomain protein 2. The transcript is spliced from 2 exons. The coding region runs from base 399 to 1085 and encodes 228 amino acids. The record is from RefSeq and is a predicted model, not a curated record. Gene Ontology annotation, biological process: regulation of DNA-templated transcription; regulation of developmental process. Gene Ontology annotation, cellular component: nucleus. Gene Ontology annotation, molecular function: transcription cis-regulatory region binding; DNA-binding transcription factor activity. NCBI's taxonomy places the organism in Eukaryota, Viridiplantae, Streptophyta, Magnoliopsida, Brassicales, Cleomaceae.